Molecule: messenger RNA, 919 nt
Organism: Chionomys nivalis (European snow vole)
Lineage: Eukaryota; Metazoa; Chordata; Mammalia; Rodentia; Cricetidae
Product: cytochrome c, somatic-like
Exons: 1
Coding region: 36-353 (105 amino acids)
Biological process (GO): mitochondrial electron transport, ubiquinol to cytochrome c; mitochondrial electron transport, cytochrome c to oxygen
Cellular component (GO): mitochondrial intermembrane space
Molecular function (GO): electron transfer activity; heme binding
Source: RefSeq, a predicted model, not a curated record
GUUGGUGGUCUUGAUCACCCGGGAGCGAAUUAAAAAUGGGUGACGUUGAGAAAGGGAAGAAGAUUUUUGUUCAGAAGUGUGCCCAGUGCCACACUGUGGAAAAGGGAGGCAAGCAUAAGACUGGACCAAACCUCCACGGUCUGUUUGGGAGGAAGACAGGUCAGGCGGCUGGAUUCUCGUACACAGAUGCCAACAAGAACAAAGGCAUCACUUGGGGAGAGGACACCCUGAUGGAGUAUUUGGAGAAUCCCAAAAAGUACAUCCCUGGAACAAAAAUGAUCUUCUCUGGAAUUAAGAAGAAGGGAGAGAGGACGGACCUAAUAGCUUAUCUUAAAAAGGCUACUAAGGAGUAACUCCACUGCCUUAUUUAUUACAAAACACAUGUCUCAUGACUUUUAAUGUGUACCGUAAUUUAAUUCAUACCCCACAAUUCAGAUCAUGAAAGGCUAACAAUGCUUUGUUGGACAGUCCUGAUUAAGGAAAACUGACUUGUAGAAAAGUGGAUAUGAUCUUUAUUAAAAGUAACGAUCCAGUUGCAUAAACACUGUCGCUGCUCUCCCUUUCUCAAGAUAAGAUUGGACUUAAUUAUUAAAGUUCUACUUUCCACAAAGAUGGGGGUGUCACCUCAAACCUACUAAAUGGUUUUAUAAUUAAAUUUAUAUAAUUGGACAUAUGAAUAUGUUUAAACACUGGGGAAAUUCUGUCACCAUCUCAGAAAUGAGAAGACUCAUCUGUGGUAAAGUUUAUACUCCUGCUGUUACAGGCAAUGGCUAAAGGUCAGGAGGCAACUGUCUAUUCUUGACUCAAUGGUCUUAUUUUAUUAGACUUCCCUAGGUCAAAGGAUGCUGCCUUUUCCCAUUGAAAGGCACUUACUGUGGUCUAUGUAUAAUAUAUCAAAUAAAGAGUAUUUAGCAAUGUU